This is a messenger RNA of Schistocerca piceifrons (Central American locust), 2260 nucleotides long. RefSeq names its product sodium-coupled monocarboxylate transporter 1-like. Lineage: Eukaryota; Metazoa; Arthropoda; Insecta; Orthoptera; Acrididae. The transcript is spliced from 15 exons. Gene Ontology annotation, biological process: transmembrane transport; sodium ion transport. Gene Ontology annotation, cellular component: membrane. Gene Ontology annotation, molecular function: symporter activity. The record is from RefSeq and is a predicted model, not a curated record. Bases 180 to 1955 code for a protein of 591 amino acids.
CUCUCGUGCUUAAGCCUGUUCGCCUCUGGAAACCAACGACUCGCCAACGGCGGACCGGUGUACAUCACUGCUUCGACCGCAGAAACUUUGCUUAACAUCGGCCUCACAGGCACCUCAACCAGUGCGGCCCGUUUUCGACGCCAGCCCAGGAAUCAGAAGACGGAGCACCGCGGCCCAGGAUGGACGCGGCGACGGGUUCGGCGCCGGUGCUGGGCGCGGUGGACUACGCGGUGUUCGGCGGCAUGCUGCUGGUGAGCGCCGCCAUCGGCGUCUACUACGGCUUCUUCGCGCGCUCCUCCGGCGCCGACGCCUACCUGGUGGGCGGCCGCUCCAUGAGCACCAUCCCCGUGUCCCUGUCACUCAUCGCCAGCUUCAUCUCGGGCAUCACGCUGCUGGGAAUGGCCACGGAGUCCUACCUGUACGGCGUCCAGUACAGCUACAUCUGCCUGGCGGUGCUACUCAGUGGAGUGGUGAGCGCCUUCGCCUUCCUGCCCGUCUUCCACGACCUGGGCAUAACUUCCGCCUACGAGUAUUUGGAGAUGCGGUUUGGCAAGAGUGUGAGACUGCUGGGCUCUUUCUUCUUUAUGGUUGGUGUGACGUCCUGGAUUCCUAUAGUCGUCUACGUUCCUGCGAUAGCGUUUAACCAAGUUACUGGUGUGAACAUGCACAUCGUGUCCUCUGUGGUCUGCCUCGUGUGCAUCUUCUACACGUGUGUGGGAGGUCUGAGGGCGGUGGUGUGGACGGACGCGGUGCAGACGCUGGUCAUGUUCGGCGGGGUGGUGCUGGUGGUCGUCAAGGGCACGCUCGACGUCGGCGGCUUUGGCGUCGUCUGGAGCCGAAACGUGGACUCUGGCCGCAUCGAGCCGCCGCUGCUGGACUGGAACCCGACGGCGCGGCUGUCUCUGGCCAGCGUGCUGGUGGGCGGCACCGUGCACUUGAUGGCCAUCGCCAGCGUCGACCAGAUGAUGAUGCAGCGCUACCUGUCGCUGCCCACGCUCGCCAGGGCCAGGCUAGCUCUGUGCGUCUUCACCGUGGGAGUCAUGAGCCUGGUCCUGCUAAGCACUUACAGCGGCCUCCUCAUCUUCGCCAGAUACUACGACUGUGACCCACUCACCACCAAGAUGGCGAGCGCCAAGGACCAGCUGCUGCCGCUGCUGGUGGUGGACUCCUUGGGCGGCCUGCCAGGGUUACCGGGCCUGUUCGUGGCCAGCGUCUUCAGUGCGGCGCUCAGUUCCAUGUCGACGGCGCUGAAUUCCACGUCUGCCGUGGUGCUGGAGGACUUCUUCAAAACUUUCUUCCCGUCCCGCCGGCUGUCGGAGCGGCAGACCGACCUGCUGAUGAAGGCGGUGGUCGUCGUGAUGGGAGCCGUCUGCACCGGCCUCGUGUUCGCCGUGGAGAGGCUCGGAGCCUCCGUCCUGCAGAUCACCAUUUCAUUUGCAUCUAUAACCACUGGUCCAAUACUGGCACUAUUCACCGCUGGGAUGUUCCUGCCAUGGGUUAACACGAUGGGGGCGCUGGCGGGAGGCUUGGGUGGCGCCGGGCUCAUGUCGUGGCUGAUCCUGGGCGCCCAGGCGUACCAGGCCAGCGGGGACAUCCGCUUCGCCACCAAGCCCUUCUCCACCGAGGGCUGCCUCUACGAGUUCGACCGCGCCAACAACGGCUCCGUCGCCGUGCCUGCGGAUUACCGCAGCAGCUGGGUGUGGCCGGUGUUCGCUGUGUCGCACGUGUGGUACACGGCGCUCGGCUGGCUGCUGGCGCUCGCCGUGUCUCUGGCGGUGAGCGCCGCCAGCGGGGGCUGGGGCAGCAGCCGCGCCCACUGGCCACAGCCGCGCCUCCUCAGCCCGCUGGUGCGUCGCUGGCUGCCAGCAGGACCACCGCACCGCGACUACAAGGUGGUUGAGCUGCGGAUAGUACAAGCGAAAGAAGACAAGGGAACAACGAAUCAUGUCGAAUGAAGUUACGGGCUAUAUCUCCUUAGAAAUGUACUGUGUUUAUAUUUGCUAUCCCAAACGAGAACAUCACCAUCACCCUUCUGUGUCCUUAUGUAGAGUAUAUGCCACAUCAAACUUUUUUUUUCUAACUCAGGGAAUAAACUAAACUUUCUGUGUGUCUGAUUGUGGCAUAUACUUUACAACAUUUGUCUUCUGUCAUCACUUCUUUUCGUUCCUACAUGUUCUUAUGGGGUAUCGUAAUCUGUUUGAAGUAAGCUGAUUAUUGCAAUAUCAGCAUGUGUUCAAGAAAUAAAGGUAAUUUCUAAUGG